This is a messenger RNA of Anoplopoma fimbria (sablefish), 2356 nucleotides long. RefSeq names its product nuclear receptor coactivator 4-like. NCBI's taxonomy places the organism in Eukaryota, Metazoa, Chordata, Actinopteri, Perciformes, Anoplopomatidae. The record is from RefSeq and is a predicted model, not a curated record. Gene Ontology annotation, biological process: intracellular iron ion homeostasis; response to hormone. Gene Ontology annotation, molecular function: transcription coactivator activity.
AUGUGUUUUCGUUUCCCUGUAUAUCUGAUGUUUCCUUGACGUGUUCGUGUCAUUGGGCCGCAGCCGGAGCGGAACACCGAGUCCACCGGGUCUACCUAGUCCACCUAACUAGUCUACCUAGUUUACCUACCUAGUCGAACUAGUCCCCGGGUCUAACUAGUCCUCCUAACUAGUCUAACUAGUCCCCUAGUCCUCUGAACCUCGGGAGUAUCAUGACAUCCACCAGGUCCAGAGUCCAGAGCAGAGGCAGCCGGAUGGCGGCGGAGGCGGCAGCGUCCGGCGGGCUGAAGCAGAGCCGGCUGGCCCGGGAGCAGCUGGAGGACGCCAUCACUGCCGUGAUGAAGGCCGAGCAGCAGCUGAGAGAGAACAGCAGAGAGGUGAGGGCGGAGCUUCAGAGCAGUGUGAGUCGUCAGCAGGAGGCUCUUCGCUGCAGAGAAGUUUGGCUGCUGGAACAAAUCCAACAGCUGGAGCUCCUGAAGACUGAGACGCUGCAGCAGCAGCUCCACCGUCUGCACUGGCUCAGAGGACAGUUUGACGUGAUCGUCCAUCAGCUCCAGAACUCCAACAGCAGCAACAACCUGAGCAACCAGCUGACCAGCUGCCUGGAGAAGUUGUCCUCUCUGAGUCUGACACCUGAGGAAACACCUGAGAUGAGUUUCCAUGCCGACACUCGCUCUCUGAGGAACGCCAUCACCUCGUUCGGCAGCAUCACGGCUCAGCUGGUGGAGGGCGUGUCCUCUCAGAGCGGUCCAGUUGCUGCCAAGAAACAGAAGAUGGAGGACGGAUCUCUGAGCAUCUGGCUGAUGGGAACUCCUCCAUCAAGCAACGCUCCUAUUGGCUACCAGGCCAGCAAGAACCCUCAGGAUUGGCUGAUGGCACACAAGGACGGGAAGACUUCCUGUCCCGUCCUGGACUCGGUGGACUUCCUGCAGGCCUGGGGUCAGCUCCGGGACCUGGAGGCGUGGCUCCACCAGGACCAGAACACCGUCAGCAGGGAGCGCACCCACAGCAGCUGCAGCUCCUCCUUCUCCAUUGAGAAGAUCGACGAAUCAGAGUUCACCGUGUCUCCCGAGGAGGAGGAGGAGGAGGAGGAGGAGGAGGAGCUGCUGAGCGACUGGCUCAUCACCCCCACGGCUGCCAUGGAGACCACGUCAGACGCCGAGCGGUGGAAGCGGGUGAUGAAGCCGUUCGAGGGCGGCUGGUCUUCAGGUGAUUGGCUGAUGGGGUCGAGCCGCCCCCCGGACUGCUCCUCUUGCUGCCAGACCACCAAGGCCUUGGAGAUCGAGAACCUGGGCCAGCUUAAGUGCCUGAAGACCCCGCCCGCCUCCCCCACCUCCCCUGCCCCUGCGGUGGCCCUGGAGGGGUGGCUUCAGCAGGUGGUGCCGGUCCAGCAGACCUGCAGGGCCAACGAGGUCUGCGCCUCCUUCUCCGAUUGCGUCUGUGAGGAGAACUGUGGGAGAGAAGCGCUGAGCCUCUGGCUGCUCAGACAGGAUGGACGGGACAAAAACGGGGUCCCUCGAUCCAAUCAAGCCCCGCCCACUACUGAGGAAGCCCCGUCCACCACCAAGGAAGCCCCGCCCACCCGGCACCACAGAGAGCAGGAACAGAAGGUUCAGGCCAUCCUGGAGGCCUGGCUCCACCCCCCCAGCACCUCCCCCCUCUCUGGUUGGGGGUCUCUUGAGGAGGAGAAGGCCAGCAGGGAGGAGCACAGCUCGUCUCCGUUCCAACGCCCUCUGGAUCCAGGUCUCUGGGUCCUCCCAGGACAGCUGGCCCCUCCGGCAGCAGAGGAGGACAAAUGGCUGCUGAAGAAGAGGAGUCAGGCUCAGGAGCGUCUGGCGCUGCCGUCAGUCUGUGACCUGUUCUCCUGUAUGAAGCUGGGCGGAGACAAAGACAAGUGGCUGCACAAAGCUCCUGAACAGAUGUGAUGAUGAUUCUUCUUCUUCUUCUCUCUUGGAGUCACUUUAACGCUGAUCAGCGAACACGACUGCAACAAUGUAACCACGGCUCCGCCUUCUUUCCUGUGACAUCAGCACACUGAGCUCUCCUCCAAUCAGGAUCCAGAUCCUUCCGUGUUAAAGGACCCCUCAGUGAGACUUGAUGCAGCUUCCAGUCUUUGAUCUUUUAUUUCUUCUUCUCAUGUUUUUCUUUGUUUCCUGUGAUUCAGAGCUUCUGAUCAUUUUCAUAAUCCAUUGCGUGACUUUCUAUAUUCAUUGUUGAUUUGUUAUUUGGUCGACAGUUUUGAUGGUUUUUUCUUCUUUUAAUUGAUGAAACGUUCAGACACUUCGGCUCAUGAGUCUUCAUCAGUGGAUCUUAAAAAUUUCCCACAAUACAUUGUACCAACUGAUCCUGACAGGAG